This is a messenger RNA of Melanotaenia boesemani (Boeseman's rainbowfish), 2038 nucleotides long. It is a transcript of the gene agpat5, whose product is annotated as 1-acylglycerol-3-phosphate O-acyltransferase 5 (lysophosphatidic acid acyltransferase, epsilon). Bases 725 to 1822 code for a protein of 365 amino acids. Gene Ontology annotation, cellular component: endomembrane system; mitochondrion. The record is from RefSeq and is a predicted model, not a curated record. Gene Ontology annotation, molecular function: acyltransferase activity. NCBI's taxonomy places the organism in Eukaryota, Metazoa, Chordata, Actinopteri, Atheriniformes, Melanotaeniidae. The transcript is spliced from 8 exons.
AAAAGCUAUGGUCCUUUAAUAUUACACCAUAUGGAGAGCUUAUUGUGUGCUGUUGGCUAUUGGCUGGCCUCCAUUGCGUCAUUUACCCAAUCAGAUUCGUCGAUGUUUCAGUGUCCUACGUAGGGAGGCGUGUGUGACAUUUGCUGCUAGAAGCUAGUAGCAGGAUAAAAGAUGAAUUGAGGAAGGAAACGGGUAUAUAUAUUUUCUUUUAGUAAGUAAGGUGACUUUUAGAGUAAACUUUAAUGUCGUUUUCACAUUAGAAAGGAAGUUUAUGACAAAUUUAGAGUUGAACGAAACUUAUAGUUUGGCCCAACACGUUUUAUUGUUGGCUAAGGGUUUUUUUUCUUCUUAACUUGUACAGUAAGUGUACGGAGUUCGGGCUGAGGUCGUCUUCUUGAAUGUUCUGAGAUGCUGAUACUUAUAGCGAUAACUUGAGCGACUUUCGUUUUUAUGAAUUGCAGUAUGGCUCUAUGUUAGCGCUUAAACUGACUUUGCAAACUGCGUUUUGCACACAAGGUUAAAUUUAGCUUUAGCUAACUAGCUCCUCACUCCUUUUCUCUGCAGCUUUCUCACUUUCUUAUGCUGACCUCUCGGAGCAGGUGGGCUGAAAGUAGGCCAGGUGUGCCGUGGGAAAGAUAGGGUGCAGUGUAACUCAAUCACGGUGUGGUAUACUAGGUCCAGGAGUUGACUUCAGGGAUUCGUAAGAGGACCCAGUGGUGGAAACAUGCUGCUCUCUUUGGUUGUGCACACAUACUCGCUGCGAUACUGGUUUCCAGCCACGAUCAUGCUGGGAACUGCCCCAGCUUAUUUGUUGUCAUGGGGCGCUUGGCGCUUACUUUCAACUGUCUUACCAGCAAGUUUGUAUCAUAAGUUGGACGACCGACUGUACUGCAUAUACCAGAGUAUGGUUCUGUUCUUCUUUGAAAACUACACAGGAGUUGAGAUUGUUAUAAAUGGCGAUAUACCAAAGAACAAAGAGAACGUAAUCUACCUGUCAAACCACCAGUGUACAGUCGACUGGAUCAUUGCUGACAUGCUUGCCACCAGGCAGAGCGCUCUUGGACAUGUCCGAUAUGUACUAAAAGAUGGACUCAAAUGGCUCCCGCUUUACGGAUGGUAUUUCUCUCAGCAUGGGGGUAUCUAUGUUAAACGAAGUGCAAAGUUCAAUGAAAAAGCCAUGAGUAAGAAGCUCCUCAGUCAAACUAUACACGGAACACCAAUGUACCUUGUCAUCUUCCCUGAAGGAACUCGGUAUAAUCCUGAGCUCAAGAACGUUAUCGCUGACAGUCAGGCUUUUGCUACAAAAGAAGGACUGGCUGUUCUGAAACACACACUUACACCCAGGAUGAAGGCAACUCAUAUAGCUAUCGAGAGCAUGAGGGGCCACCUAGAUGCUGUGUAUGACAUCACAGUGGCCUAUGAGGGAACGCUGGAUCGCUCCGGUCAGAGAAGAACUGCACCAUCAAUGCCAGAAUUCCUCUGUAAAGAAUGUCCUCGCGUCCACAUACACUUCGACCGCGUGGAUGUAAAGGAAAUCCCUUCAGAGCCAGUGUUUUUCCGCAGGUGGCUGCAUGAUCGGUUCGAAAUCAAAGACCGAUUGCUGACAGAUUUCUACGAGUCGCAGGAUUCGGACAAAUUGGGCAGGUUCCCUGGAGAGGGCAAACCUUCUCCACUAAACCUCUCCAAGACCCUCCCUUCUGUGAUGAUCCUCGGGGGACUGACACUGCCAUUACUGCUGACUGAGAAUGGCAGGAAACUGUAUGUGAGAACCUGGGUGUGCGGGACACUGCUGGGCUGGCUGUGGGUGAACGUUUCCCCGUAACAAACAGCACCGUGGUUGCCACGAUUAGAUGCACAGAACACUGGGAGAAAGGUGCCAUUUUCUUGUAUCACAGCAACACAAGGUGUGUUUCAUAUGAAGAGCAGAACCUAAUAAGACCCUCAGAGUUAGACCGGAGAUACUGAAAAAUGUCUUAUUUCCCCUCAUGUUGUCUGGAAUCAUAAGAAAACAUGAGUGAGUUCGUUACAGUGUUAAAUU